CAAAAAUCUUAUAACACUGCUGAUGACAGUACGGUCUCCCGAGCGUGACGCGCUCAGUCGCCCUCGGGAGCCCGUCGUGACCGUGUGUCUGUAGUGAUAAGUGCUAAUGAUACGGACGUGUUUAGUGCUGUGUUUUGUAAUACGAUAAUAUCCAUUAGUUCAUAAUAAUAUGCAAACUCAGUGUAAAUAAAAUGGUUAACGUGAUGACUUUUCGGCAUAAACGUGCGUCCGCUGCGGCGGUCAGUGCGGUACUGACGAUGUUAGUGUGUGCGACCUUCGAAGUAAGUUUGGUGGAGGGGAGGGAGGAGCCACAUAAGUUCACAAUAGAAGAAUUACUGUCAACAAAUUAUGAACACAAAGACUCUGGAGACCUUGGAAUGGAUCCUUGUAAAGCUGAUAACUUCCAAGGUGACAUCGCGAUACCCAGUGUGGACUACUUCAAGCCACCAACGAGCGCGCCAGUCAACAAAAUCAACAAAUCCCUUCAAGAAGAAGUAGAAAGGCUGAAGAAAGAGGUGCUAUUAGAAGGAUUGCAAGUAGAAGAAGAAGGACUUCCAGAUAUCCUGAGGAAGAGGACAAAGCAACCACUGCCAUUGUCACAGGAGAAGCCUAAGAAAUACAACGAUGCUGUACUUAUGUCGAAGGUACUUCCUUCAGGUUUAGACAAAUCGCUACUAUUAAAAAACGGCAAAUUACCUCCAGAAGAAAUGUUAGACAAUUACACUAAUGCGUCCAAUCAAAGUAAAUCGGACCACUUAAACCAAACGACGGUACAGGAUAACCUGACCGAAUCAGAGAGCUUAGAACAAGACGGAGUUCUAGUAGUCAACGUAUCAACUAACCACAUACUUAAUUUAGAAGAGUUCUAUCCUAAUAUACAAAUCACUAAUGCAUCUAAUAAAAUGGAUGAGAUCACUAACAAGAUUCAGAGUAAUAGCAGAGAGAUUACUGGGGACUCUAAGAAUAACUUGAAAUUUAAGGGUAUUCCUGAGAACAUAACUGUAGCACCUGCACCUACUAAUGGUGUUUUGUCGAAUGAGCAAGAUGAAGAUAAAGUGAUAAAUAAAACUGAUUUGGAUGUGGAUGGAAAGUUGGAACCUAACUUACUGAGGCCCACAGAGAGUCUGCAGAACCUGAUGGAUGAAAAUGGCGGCCGAAGGAACAGGAGACGGAGACGGAGACACGGUAAUGGAAGACGGCUAAGAAACAUCCACUCAAACGAGAGAAUUGGCCAAAACACCCUAAGUUCGUCAGAAAACAAAACAGUUUCUCAAUUUGUCAGAAAAAAGUUUUUUCGUCACCACAAAAAGCACAACAGUGGAGAACAGAGAAAUGAAAAGAAGUUUGAGAUCCCUGAACAUGAGUUCGAAGAGAGAUUUGAAGUGAAACCACCGCCUAAGAAAAUUUUGAAUGCCACUGAGGGUCAAAAUUUUGACAACUGGUUUUUUCGUGACGACAUGGAAGAUUUAGAAGCUGCUAAAACUAAUGCGCAUAAUAAUACAGAGGUCAAAAGCCGUCACCGCACCAUCAGAGCGGCCACAAACAGGAAAGAAAGAAUAUGGGAGAACGGUGUAAUUCCAUAUGAAAUCGACGGGAACUUCAGCGGGGCACACAAGUCUUUAUUCAAGCAAGCCAUGAGGCACUGGGAGAAUUUCACCUGUGUCAAGUUUGUAGAGAGAGACGGUGAUUUACAUAAGGACUAUAUUGUCUUCACUGAACGGCCUUGUGGAUGCUGUUCAUUCGUGGGCAAGCGCGGCAGCGGUGCUCAAGCGAUCUCCAUCGGGAAGAACUGUGAUAAGUUUGGCAUAGUGGUGCACGAGUUAGGCCACGUGGUCGGCUUCUGGCACGAGCAUACAAGACCCGAUCGCGAUCGACACGUGCAGAUCAUCAGGGAUAAUAUUAUGCUUGGCCAAGAAUACAAUUUCAACAAGUUAACCGAAGAAGAAGUCAACUCUUUAGGCCAGACAUAUGAUUACGACUCUAUAAUGCACUAUGCUAGAAACACAUUCAGUAAAGGGACGUAUUUGGACACCAUCCUCCCUCUAGAAGUCCACGGGAAGAAACGGCCGGAGAUCGGACAGAGAGUGAGAUUGAGCGCAAGUGAUAUAGCCCAGACUAACUUGCUGUAUAAGUGUGCCAAAUGCGGAAGGACUUUGUUGGGCAAUUCGGGGUGGUUCAACUCCCCCGGAUGGGGUAGUGAGACUCCCCCAACUACCCCUGAACGCUGCGAGUGGAGGAUCGUGGCUACGCAUGGAGAAAGAGUUGUCCUCAACAUCACUGAAAUCGACAUCCACAAAUCUGAAGACUGUCGUUCCGAAUGGGUGGAAGUCAGAGACGGCUACAUGCCAGACGCUCCAGUCCUCAGCAGGAUCUGCGGCUCCGGGAAAGGUCCCAUGAUGAGGUCUACUGGAUCCAGGCUUACUGUUGUAUACCAGCCGGGGCCCAGACCGAAACCUCAUAGAGGAUUCAGGGCGUUUUAUGAAGCUGUGUGUGGCGGAGACAUAGAAGUUGACAGCACAGGACAUUUAGAAUCACCCAACUAUCCUGAUGACUACCAACCCAAUAAGCUUUGUGUUUGGAGACUCUCAGUACCUCAGGAUUACCAGGUAGCUCUUCGAUUCCACUCGUUCGAGGUGGAGAACCACGACACUUGUUCAUACGACAAAGUCAAAGUCAGAGACGGUGACUCUAUGGACAGCCCUCUCAUUGGCAUGUUCUGUGGACACAAAAUACCUCCUGAUAUCAGGUCAACCUCCAACAAACUGCUAGUAAUCUUCGAAUCAGACAGCACGGUGCAGAAGGCAGGUUUCUCCGCCACCUUCAUGAAGGAGUUCGACGAGUGCGCGUCUAUAGAGCACGGCUGCAGUCACUCGUGCGUCAACACUCUCGGAGGGUAUGAGUGCGCUUGUGACAUCGGAUACGAACUGCAUUCUGAUGGGAAGAAGUGUGAGAAUGCCUGCGGUGGUUCCUUAUACGCCCCCAACGGCACAAUAACAUCGCCAUCAUUCCCCGACCUGUACCCUCCAUCAAAGAACUGCCUCUGGGAGAUAGUCGCCCCCCCUCAACACAGGAUCACGCUCAACUUCACCCACUUCGAUCUCGAAGGCAACAAUAUGUAUCAACAGGUGACGAAAUCCUCAAACAGUCUGCUUAAUUCGGAGUGUGAAUACGACAGUGUGACGGUACAUUCGAAGUUGGGAGCUGAUGUUUUGAGAAGACACGGAGUGUUCUGCGGCCCUGCUUUACCACCGCCAGUCACUUCCGAUGGAUCAGUGUUGAGAGUUCAGUUCACAUCAGACGGCUCAGUCCACCGCUCAGGCUUCGCGGCCGCCUACUACAUCGACGUGGACGAAUGCGCCGACAACAACGGCGGCUGUCAGCACGAGUGCCGCAACACACUCGGUGGAUACGACUGCGCCUGCUAUAGCGGCUUCACCUUACAUCCUAACCUGCAUGACUGCAAAGAGGGGGGGUGUAAGCAUGACGUCACUCAACCACAUGGCACCAUCUUCAGUCCGAACUAUCCGUCAAUGUACCCACCGCGAAAGGAUUGCGUUUGGCAAUUCUCCACUACACCUGGACACCGAAUCAAGCUGAUCUUCCAAAAGUUUGAAUUGGAGCCACAUCCAGAAUGCGCAUAUGACUACGUGACAAUAUACGACGGAGCGUCAGCAGACGAGAAGACGUUGGGUCUCUUCUGCGGCAAUCGGUUACCCCAUCCUAUUGUAGCGUCGCAGAACCAGAUGUAUGUGGUGUUCAAGUCUGAUGGCUCCGUGCAGAGGAGCGGGUUCCUCGCUAAUCAUUCUACUGCCUGUGGCGGUUACCUAGCAGCAACCGAAGCCGUCCAACACCUGUAUUCCCACGCACGUUACGGGGACAAUCCCUACGAGUCUCGCGCUAACUGUGACUGGAACAUCGAGGCACCUCGCAACCACUUCGUCAAACUUACCUUCCUUACUUUUGAACUGGAACCGGAAACUAACUGCCAUUAUGAUUAUGUCCAAGUGUUCGGAGGGUUGGAUGGCAGUGGGGGCAAUUAUGGCACUUUCUGUGGGACUAAGAUGCCACCAGAAAUAGUGUCAACAACCGAAGCCCUCCUAAUUAGAUUCCGCACAGAUGACUCACUAGUGUUCAAGGGUUUCUCCGCAUCAUAUCAGAUGGUGAAACCAGUGUGGAGCGAAGAAGAUAGUUCCGAAGCUGCAGAGUAUGAUGAAGAAGAAGAUGAGAGAAUGCCCCCUUUAGUAGUCGGUAGGAGGGGACUUCGGGCUUCCAUGCCGCGCUUCGUUCGUCGUCCUACGUGACGCUGGCCGCUACCCCGACAUCCAAGACAUCGCCGACCGCAUCGCAAUAACCGGAUUUAAUCCCUUUUACGGUUUUCAGUUUUUGCAAUCUGGCAACACUGUUGUUGCCGAUGUCAUCGUUGACGUUCAGGAAUUGUAGUUGCCAUAAUUUGAGUACAAUUUUUAAUCAGUACAGUAAAAUAGUUGUGUUGUAUUUUUCUUUUGUAACGAAUCACUACGUCUUUUGUAAACCGGUGAACGCGGUCAGUUGAUCUUAAAAUCGAAAAAGACACUAUUUGAAAUGUUAUUUUUUACGACUGAAUAAAAAAUGUAAAUAAAUUAAUAUUCCUAGUCUAAUUUAGGUCUAUUACUUAAAAUAGCGGUUACCAUUACAAUAUUCGUACGAUGGACGUAUGAAUAGCGUAAUUGUUAAACAAAUAAGUGAUGUUACUUAUUAAUCAUAAUAAUUAUUAAAGCCUUUUACCAAAGAAUGUUCAUAGCUCUCAUUAGUCGAAAUAUAAAGACUUUUCUUACCAUGUAUUUUCAAGUUAUGAUAUCAGCUAAUUAUUAUGUUAGACAAGCACAAAUAGUAUCAUUUUGCCAUUUACAUGCAUUUAUGUAUUUUACCAUAUACAUAGAUUAGUUAUAGAAUUUGAGACAAUAUAUAAUUUUAAGUGCUAAUUUAAGAUGUAAAAAGUUAUUUUUUAAUAGGUGUUCAAUUCAUAUCAAUAUUUGAAUACAUUUACUGUAUAUUGUAUACUAGUAGAUAAGCAUUUUACUGAUGUUACGUAACUUACGUAGGUAGACAUUUUGUUUACUUUGGCAGUCAUUUACCUGGAUCUCUUUUCUCUAUCAAAUAAAUCUUUCAUUUUCUUUUUCUUUAGUUGAAAAUGAGCUGCCAUAAUAAUAUUUACCAAAGAUCAUUUUAGUUCAAAUUUAUUAAAGCCUUUCCUUUGAAGUACCAUUAUUUGCCCUUAAAUCUAAAAAGUAGUUACUUGUUUCUCCCAUUAUUUUUGUACUUAAGAACACACAGUUACGAACAAAAAUAGUCUCACUUUACGUUAUUUUUUUAUUAAAUACCAAGGAAAUGGAUGAAUAUAAAUGUAGGUACAUAAUAAAUGUCGUUUACAAUGUUUACAAGUUAUCAUUGUGCCAAUUAUGGGAUACUUAGUUACUGUUAAUGCCAUAGAGUAACAUAGGCUAGUGUUUUGUAACUUAACUAUGAAUAUUUAUACGUAGGAAUGUUAUUUUUAUUAAAACGUAUUGAAAUGUA
Helicoverpa armigera (cotton bollworm) is the source of this 5553-nucleotide messenger RNA. It is a transcript of the gene tok, whose product is annotated as tolloid-like protein 1. Gene Ontology annotation, molecular function: calcium ion binding; metalloendopeptidase activity; serine-type endopeptidase activity. The transcript is spliced from 20 exons. Gene Ontology annotation, biological process: proteolysis. The coding region runs from base 192 to 4301 and encodes 1369 amino acids. NCBI's taxonomy places the organism in Eukaryota, Metazoa, Arthropoda, Insecta, Lepidoptera, Noctuidae. The record is from RefSeq and is a predicted model, not a curated record.